This is a messenger RNA of Adineta steineri, 1080 nucleotides long. The record is from the annotation of a GenBank genome assembly. NCBI's taxonomy places the organism in Eukaryota, Metazoa, Rotifera, Eurotatoria, Adinetida, Adinetidae.
AUGUCAUUACAUACAGUCGUUAUAGAUCGCAAAUUAAAACCAAAGAAAACGAAGUUUUCAUCAAUUCAAUCAAAAACAUCGGUGAAAGAAUAUUGGUUAAAUAAUAUAAAGCAAGAAGAUAAUCAGUUAUUUCGUCAAUCAACAGAGAAAUAUGAAUCAUUAUAUACAAUUGUUAAUGGUCCACAUACGAAUCUAUCUUCGAAUGCCAUUCUUGAAUCAUUUCUUUGGGCUUAUUAUCGACAUCAUGACAUAGUUCUUUCACCUGAUGAUAUGUGGUUAUUAGUAUGUAUGUUUUUUGCUCAACAUGUCAAUGAAAAUGCUGAACAACUUCGAUCAAACUUUGUUGAACAUAAUAAAGGAACAAUGACAUUAACUACAAAUAAUUUCGAUGAUAAAUAUGACUGGAAUGAAUUUUAUGAUCAAAUGAAAAAAGAAAUUGUAAAAAAUACAAAGAAUAAUAUUUGUCAAUUACUAACAGCUGAUUUUUCUACAACUGGAAAAGUCGAAUCAAUUCUUUCAACUGCAUGUAUUAUGAAUACAUUUAAAUUUUACUUUGAAUAUCAACGUGAAAUAUGCAUUUGUGGAAUUCGACACGUACAUUUCAUGGGUACAUUAAAUGAUUGGCAAUCACUUCGUAUUAAAACUGAACAACUGAAAUUAUUUACAGAUGAGAAGUUUCAUGGAUAUUUGAUUGGUGUAUUGUCAAUUUUCGAUCAAUUUAUCGAAACCUACAAAGGUAAUGUCAAUGGCGAGUUUUGGAUUAAAGUAUGUGAUAUUAAACGAAAUAAAAUAGUGGAAAAUAAUACAUGCACACCCUUGCGGCCGUCCUUAUUUCAAAAACGUAUACUCACUCAAAAGCUUACUGGAUGGAUAGUACAUUUGUUUGGUUUGGAAGAACUCACAAUUAACCGUACCAAUGAUUCAGAUUUGCCCUGCAUUAAUGCACCAGUAAAAUUGAGAGAUCAAAGAAAAGGUACAGUCGACCAAUGUCAGAUUGUUGGGGGAUUUCAUGGAAUCUAUGCGACAGAAAAUCGUUACAAACCUGUAAUGAGUGUGUCAGUUAUUCAGACGAUCAAGUGA